Molecule: messenger RNA, 471 nt
Organism: Pestalotiopsis fici W106-1
Lineage: Eukaryota; Fungi; Ascomycota; Sordariomycetes; Amphisphaeriales; Sporocadaceae
Exons: 5
Coding region: 1-471 (156 amino acids)
Biological process (GO): translation
Cellular component (GO): cytosolic large ribosomal subunit; ribosome
Molecular function (GO): structural constituent of ribosome
Source: RefSeq, a predicted model, not a curated record
AUGCCUGCCAGCAACGUUUCGUCGGACCUGAUCUGGGAGAUCGUCCGCUCCAACAACGCCUUCCUUGUCAAGCGCAAGGAGUCCGGCGGUGUUCAGUUCUCUCGCGACCCCUUCAACCUGACCAACAAGCACUCCCGCAAGCACGCUGGUUUCGUCAACGAGAAGGCUAUCAGCGUUGGCCACAACGAGAAGGGUGGUGUCCAGGUCCUGACCAAGAAGACCGGCUCUGCCCAGAAGCCCGCUUCCGGCACCCACACCACCACCUACCACGGUGGCAAGUCUGCCCGCAGCUCCUACAAGGCUGUUGCCAACCAGGCUGCCAAGAACGGCUACCGUGCCGACCUCCGUGAGGCCGCUGUCCAGCGUGUCUCUGCCGUCCGCCGCUCCCAGCGCGAGCCCAAGCCUACCCCCGAGAGCAAGCCCCGUGGUGCCAAGGCCAAGAAGGCCGCUGCCGCCGAGGAGUCGUCGUAA